AUAUACCUUAAUGAGCGGGAGUGUUCCGUUCAACGCAGAAAUCAAAAAGUUGUCGAAGAAGCUCCAAGGUAUGAAUGAUGAAGUAGCCAUUUUCAUUCCAUGUUAAAGUUCAGGCGUAUAUAUACGUGUAUAAAACGCACAACUGGUCCCCUGCAUGUUGAUGUCCACAGACGUGAACACUAUAAUAAUGUAUUUUGGACAACUAAGACAAUCAACCACUUGUCUGGGAGAAGUGCUCCGUCAGCUCCGAUUAUGUUUAACUAUGGCCAAAGUUUGACCCCAUAGGCUCAUUUUUUACAGCUUUACAAUAAGGGUUAAAUUAUGCUCUACGUCUAUUUAUUUCAAAACUUUAGAAAAUUAAACUUCUGGUGAUCCAGACACGAUUUCUGAAAAAAAUAUUUCCAAGUUUAUAAACAAGGUGGUAGGAAGCAUGCUUUGAAUUUCACGUUAACUCAGGGUUAAGCUAACCUGGUUUUGAACAACCUGUCACAGGGAUAUAUGAUCCCGAUUAGGACUUGUAUUCUAAUUAAUGAAUUAAUGUCCUCAGAGGUCGUGGUUCCCAUUGUUGGACUUUUAUUCCAAUCAAUGUUUUCAGGUGUCGUGGUUUCCAAUGUUGGACUUUUAUUCUAAUUAAUGUCCUCCGGGGUCGUGGUUCCCAAUGUUGGACUUCUGUUCUAAAAAAUAUUCUCAGGUGUCGUGGUUCUCAAUGUUGGUCUUCUGUUCCAAUUUAUGUCUCAGGUGUCGUGGUUCCCAAUGUUGGACUUAAUUAAUGUCCUCCGGGGUCGUGGUUCCCAUUGUUGGACUUCUAUUCUAAUUAAUGUCUUCCGAGGUUGUGGUUCUCCAUGUUGGACUUCUGUUCUAAUUGAUGUUCUCCGUGGUCGUGGUUCCCAAUGUUGGACUUGUAUUCUAAUGAAUGUCCUUUGGGGUCGUGUUCCCAUUGUUGGACUUCUGUUCUAAUUAAUGUCCUCCGGGGUCGUGGUUCCCAAUGUUGGAGUUCUAUUCUAAAAAAUAUUCUCAGGUGUUGUGGUUCCCAAUGUUGGACUUCUAUUCUAAAAAAAAUUCUUAGGUAUCGUGGUUCCCAAUGUUGGACUUUUAUUCUAAUUAAUGUCCUCUGGGGUCGUGGUUCCCAAUGUUGGUCUUCUGUUCCAAUCAAUGUCUCAGGUGUCGUGGUUCCCAAUGUUGGACUUAAUUAAUGUCCUCCGGGGUCGUGGUUCCCAUUGUUGGAGUUCUAUUCUAAAAAAUAUUCUCAGGUGUUGUGGUUCCCAAUGUUGGACUUCUAUUCAAAAAAAAAUUCUCAGGUAUCGUGGUUCCCAAUGUUGGACUUUUAUUCUAAUUAAUGUCCUCUGGGGUCGUGGUUCCCAAUGUUGGACUUCUGUUCUAAUUAAUGUUCUCAGCUGUCGUGGUUCCCAAUGUUGGUCUUCUGUUCCAAUCAAUGUCUCAGGUGUCGUGGUUCCCAAUGUUGGACUUAAUUAAUGUCCUCCGGGGUCGUGGUUCCCAUUGUUGGAGUUCUAUUCUAAAAAAUAUUCUCAGGUGUUGUGGUUCCCAAUGUUGGACUUCUAUUCAAAAAAAAAUUCUCAGGUAUCGUGGUUCCCAAUGUUGGACUUUUAUUCUAAUUAAUGUCCUCUGGGGUCGUGGUUCCCAAUGUUGGACUUCUGUUCUAAUUAAUGUUCUCAGCUGUCGUGGUUCCCAAUGUUGGUCUUCUGUUCCAAUCAAUGUCUCAGGUGUCGUGGUUCCCAAUGUUGGACUUAAUUAAUGUCCUCCGGGGUCGUGGUUCCCAUUGUUGGAGUUCUAUUCUAAAAAAUAUUCUCAGGUGUUGUGGUUCCCAAUGUUGGACUUCUAUUCAAAAAAAAAUUCUCAGGUAUCGUGGUUCCCAAUGUUGGACUUUUAUUCUAAUUAAUGUCCUCUGGGGUCGUGGUUCCCAAUGUUGGACUUCUGUUCUAAUUAAUGUUCUCAGCUGUCGUGGUUCCCAAUGUUGGUCUUCUGUUCCAAUCAAUGUCUCAGGUGUCGUGGUUCCCAAUGUUGGACUUAAUUAAUGUCCUCCGGGGUCGUGGUUCCCAUUGUUGGAGUUCUAUUCUAGUUAAUGUCUUCCGGGGUCGUGGUUCCCAAUGUUGGACUUCUGUUCUAAAAAAUAUUCCCAGGUGUUGUGGUUCUCCAUGUUGGACUUCUGUUCUAAUUGAUGUUCUCCGUGGUCAUGGUUCCCCAUGUUGGACUUUUGUUCUAAUUAAUGUCCUCAGGGGUCGUGGCUCCCCUUGUUGGACUUCUAUUCUAAUUAAGGUCCUGAAAGAUGUGUUCCCAAUGUUGCUCUUCUAUUCUAAUUAAUGCCGUCAGCGAUUGUGAUUACAGAGGUGCAAUGCAACCUUGUUCACGUCUGCAUGGCGAUAUCAACCCGAGACAAGUCGUCUGUUUUUACGCGUGGGUAUAUGCGUGCGAGCGUUUGCAUGAGUUUGUCAUGCCCUGGUCAGAGGAGAACAAGAGAUGCAUAAGAGUCGACUGGCUAUUACCGGUCAAACCAGCAAAAACGUGACAUCAACGCUCAUCAACUCCCUUCAAACUUUGAAUCGGCUCAAAGAUGAUGAGAGUGCGCGAGAGUCGACGACAGUUGGCGGUCAAACGCAAGCGAGGGUUACAACUCUCUUUAUUGGACUGGGGGCUUAAUUAAUUUAUGCCGCGCGUUCUUUGCUGUAGUAUCAUAGCACAAUGACACUGUGUAACUACCUAUGUGUUUUGCUUAUGAUUUAUGUAUGAGUUUGAGAAGUUAAAAUAUCAUACAGAAAUACUAUCUUAGAAUUUAUUCGAAGAUGGUCUAUUUAUCUUUGAAUAAUAAAUGAUGAAUAAGAAGUACUAUAUCUUGCAUGUAUUAGUUCGGACAGAAGACCUGAUAUACAUGCAAUUGUACAAUUGUACAAGUGUUUGAAUCUUUUUUCGCUUCUAGUGUUUUUGUAGACCCAGACAUGAGAAAAGCGAUGGGAGAACAAGCAAUAGCAUUAGCAAAGGCAGUUGACUACGAUUCGGCAGGCACAGUUGAAUGUCUUGUUGAUUCAGAUAAGAGCUUCUAUUUCCUUGAAAUGAACACAAGAUUGCAAGUGGAGCAUCCAGUUACUGAGUUCAUCACAGGAGUUGAUCUUGUCGAAGAAAUGAUACGAGUGGCUGCAGGUUCGUUUCUGAUAUAUGAUAAAGGUUUGAGUUUAUUUACCCACGGCAUAGUUUUUCUGCACCGAAACAAAUAGUAACAAGAUGCUUGCUGAGGCGUUCACAAUAGCCCUGGGCAACAAAAUACAUGCACAAUCUGUAUAGCUGCGGGUGUAAUGUAGGAAAUUAAGGUGGGAGUUUCGAUGAUAAAAGGUUCGGUUGGUAGCUAUAUCUAGAGCCAAAAAACCAGUUACUGUACUUGAGUAACACUGUACUACAUACGUAGAAUUCUCGUUGGUUACUUCUUUAAUACUGUUACAUCAUUCCACAUAUUUUAACCCAUCCCUUAAAACCAGCCAUAGCAGUUUGAAGUAAAUUUUGCUAUGUAAAGUUCCAGUGAUUUUACCACCUGGGGCAUGCUUUGCCUUCAAAUAAGUUCACAACGAACAUGGAAAGUACGCCGCCGUGUUCUCAAAGCAAACCAUCUACUAUUGCAUUCACAUAAGAAAACACUCCCGGUAAUAAAUGGCCAUUUGGAAUCGGAUGGGCGAUUUUGUAAUCAUUAAUCACACAGCAUGAUUGUGUUUGGUGUUGUCUUGUAGAAAUCUAUAUUUAUGCCAGUCAGAAGUAAAAGUCCAGAGCCCAUUCUAAGGCACUAUUCCGCUUCGAGACCUGCAGUAUAAAAUUGUCUUGUGAUAAGCACGCCAUCUUCGAUAUUGAAAUUAUCAUAGAAAAUGGCUUCGAUACUAGCCUCCUCCCCAGGCCACUCUUUUAAAAACGGUGGGAUUACGCAAUACUUAGCAAAUUUCACCAAUUAUCCUUCACCGUCACGAUCCUUUAUGACCAUACUCUUGCUCUAUAAAUAUUGUGCGAUUCUACCGCGUUUUCCACACGUGGAAGCUGCUAGUUCUACACAUGGACCCUUUAGGAUUUCGUCCCGUGCGAACAGGUGGACCCAUAUAUCGCAUAAAAACAGUGUUUUUGAAUUGCACUAUAAUUUUUUUAACAGGCCAUCCACUUCAAUAUAAACAAUCCGAUAUCGGUAUUAAAGGAUGGGCUGUAGAGAGCCGUGUCUAUGCUGAGGUACGGAAGUUUAAUUGUGUGUUUGCCAUAUGAUAAAGAUGUUUUUGACAUUCUCUUCUCAUCUUCUGUGAUGACAGUAACAGACAAAAGAUUUUCUGCCAAUAUUCUUCAAUGUGCAUGCUUAACUUAGCAAGAACGGUAAAACAACGUAUCAAUAGGCUAUCGAGGCAGUGUACAGUAAAUAGCCUAAUUUUUUUAUAAUUCUAAAUACAUUUAUUCAAAAUACAAUCUUCAAAAUGACUUUAUUUAUUUAAAGGCACAGUUGAUUGAUGAGGGCGUAUUUUAGCCCUUUUAAUUGAAAACUUUAAACUUGAUUUUUUAACAAUAAAAAAUUAAAAUUGUUUUAAAAUGUUAAAAACAUAAAGUUUGCUGAUCUUAAUGAAUUAUGCUUAAUUGAUUUUCCUAGUUAGUUUUUUUUAAUAGACAACUUCCAUUAUAGACUAAUUUUAGAACUAGGCAAGGAGAUGCAAAUAGAUCACCACCGUCAGAACGAGCAUACUAAAAUAAGUAAAAUUGCAAAGUUUGGUUGCGAAAUGAUGUAAAAUGCGGAAAAUAUAGCCUUGCAAAGUUCGCAAAUUUUUUAUAUAUAUACUUUUGUAUUGCGUGCCGAAAUUGCUACCACAUUUGGGCCGAAAAUGGUCUUACUCAUUUUUGUAUGCUCUUUCUACAGGUAGCUGUGCAUGGUGAUUUAUUUGCAUCUCCUUGCCUAGUUUUAAAAUUAGUCUAUAAUGGCAAUUGUCUAUUCAAUGCGCCUUAAAAACCAUUAUUCAAAAGGCUCAACUGUGCCUUUAUAAAUACAUUGUUUAAUUUUAUGAUUCAUUGCCCUGCAAUCCUUGCUAACCUCACAUCUACACUACAAUUUAGUCCAUCCAUUUCUCUCUUCCUUCAAUUACCGUUUCGUUUGUUUGUUUCUUUUUAGUUUGUGUCCAUUUCAUUUCUUUCUCAGUCUGUCCGAAAAAUUUCUAAAAUAUAUUUUCUGGAACUAAGUUGCCCGUCGUCUGAUACUUCCUUCACCCCUGCAGGGCAUAGUCCAUAUACAAUAUUGCGGUAUAUGAUAUCCAUGUAUGUGAUAUCCAUUACAGCUGUCAAUUCGUUUAUUUUUAGGAUCCGUUCAAGAAUUUUGGUCUUCCUUCAGUAGGAAGAUUACACACUUAUAAAGAACCGACGCAAAUUCCAAAUGUAAGUGUUGAAUAUUUAUGCCAAAGAUUAUAAUAUCAUUAUAAAAGUCGAGCAAUUUUGACACAGUCGAAGUGAGUAAAUACUUAGUCAGUGCAUGCUUUGAAGCUUGUUUAGGCAAUUUCAGUUGUCUUGUUUAAAUAUUAGUUAGGCCUUUUGCCAAGUUUAGAAACAUUUCGAGGAAUUGUUGUUGUUAUUGUAAAUUUUUGUAAAUUUUAAAACAUUCGCUUUUCGUGUUGUGCAAAGGAUCUUUCCCCCGGAACACCCGAUUUUUUUCUUUAGCAGCGCAAAUGCGCAUGAGCUAUCAAGCCGUAAAACACGUAAAUAUUUCAGACGUGAAUAUCAAAAAAUCGUGAAUAUCAAUUAAUCAAUAUAUAAAUUGAUGUCAUGCAUUACAGGGCAUUCAAUCAAGUGCCGAUUAUUUAGACGGUAUAUUCAUUACACAGAGCUGGGAAGGAGCUAGACAGUGAUUUAUUUUCAAAUGUAUAAACAUUUCAGUAAAUAUUCGGAGAAAAUCUUUGAGGUUUUAGGCAUUCAACCUUUCCGCUUUUAAGUGAAAUUUUGAUCUAGUAGACAAGUCUGGACAAAAAUUUCAUCACAGCUUGAAAGAGCAUCACAGAAUUAGUAAUAGUCCGAAGUUUCGUUGCGAAAUGUUGUAAAAUGCGGAUAAUAUAGCCUAGCGAAGUUUGCCGUUUUUCAGUCAUUUUGUAUUACAAAUGGAAAUUGAUAAUCAGAUGAUCAAACUGAUUAUCAAUUUUCCAUUUGUAAUACAAAAUGACUGAAAAACGGCAGAGUUCGCAAGGCUAUAUUAUCCGCAUUUUACAUUUCGCAACGAAACUUCGGAAUAUUACUAAUUUUGUGAUGCUCUUUCAAGCUGCAUGUGAUGACAUUUUUGUCCAGACUUGUCUAGAUCAAAAUUUCAUUUAAAAGGGGAAAGGUCUAUUAAGUGUCGAUAUUAUUUUGACGGUAUAUAUUCAUUAUACAGAGCUAGGAAGUACCGAUACAGUAUUGUUUUCAAAUAUAUAAACAUUUCAGACAUGAAUAUUGACGCCAAUAUAUAAAUUGAUGUUUUGUAUUUUACCUGCAUCAAUUAAUACUUAAACUUUAGUCUUUAUAAAGUGCCGAUAUAUAUUGUUUAUACCGUAUAUUCACUAUACAUGGACUGCAUAAGGUGCUACACUGCUACACCUCAGAGUAGAUGGCUACACUCAGUACAAAGAUGAACAACAAAACAGAAGCGGGUGCUUGUAUCAUUGUAUGGCGUUCACGAAGAAAAUAAUCAACAAAAUAUAAACUUGCGAGACUCAAGAACAUCUCUUGACUCGCCAACCGCUUGACUUCCCAGCAGGCAGCAAGCUUUAUGAAAUAGAAGAAAAAGGCAAGGUGCCAAGGAGCUAUCCAACGUGCACAGUUACGGGCCUUGUUCACAUGUCUGGCACAAUGGUGCGAACUCUUGUUCAAUGCAAUAUUCAAAUGCAACGAGAACUCUACCAGAUCUUGCGAGAAUCUAUCUGUAUCAAAGCUUUAUCAAAACUGCUAUAAGCACUGCUAUAACUGUGAAACUAUUGACAUCCAAAAUGACAUUAAUUAUUGAAUAUAUACUUGCGAAAAGCUGAAAAUUACUCAUGAAGAACAACUUGAUCCUGGGAAUAUAAAGUCAAAGAGUAAAUCCAUUUACCGAGUCAAGUCCGAGUCAGUGCCGAGCCCGCGAGUCAAAUGCCCGAGUCGCGUAAAAAAAAAAGACGAAAGUGAAGAAAAUUCACAGUUGAAGGUUUAGGGUUAGGGUACCAAGUCAUUUUAUCGACAAAGGCAGUUAAACAGUGACUCGGACAUUUGACUCGAACUCGGAUUUGAGUCGGUCAGUAACCGCGGCAAACUCCGAAAUUGAAUAAAAUUCACAGUUGAAUAGGGUUAGGGUAAGUUAGGAGUGGGAUUAUGGUUAGGAUUAGGGUACCAAGUCAUUGAACUGCAAAAACCAUCGAUUAAACAAUGACUCGGACAUUUGACUCGGACUCGGAUUUGACUCGGUUAACCGACAAACUCUAAAGUCAAAGAUCAAUGAGGAUGCGGAACGGAUGUGGGGAUAAAUGCGUCAUUUCAAUGAGUUUUUUCGCCUCAUUUUUACGUUUCUGUGUUUUUCAUUUAUGUUUUUUGUAAUGGAUGCAACGUCGUAUUAACUAGUUGUACAGCUAUUUCAGUUAAAGAGUGUCACUGAGACAAUAGUCAAAUGUGCAAUGUGGGCGCUGAUAGUUUUAAAUAAGUUUAGUAUAUCAGUAUGGCCUCAUGGGAAUACUUUCAGCGACAGCUCCCAAUGCAAAUGUUGUUUUUAUAAUAUACAACAUUUGGUUGUUGGUGAAACAAUUUAAAUUUUGAGUUGUCGCGUGUAGCAUCACAAUAAAUAAAUAAAUUGUAUCAGUCCACGAGGCACGACGAAGGAAGUGACAAGGAACUGUUUAUCUCGUAAAUACGUUGUUCUGAUCCACAUUUUUGAGUAACGUGCAGGGUUGGUAUGUUAGAUGAAUAAUUAGGCCAAAUCGUCAUUAAGUGCCGUUUAGAAAACAAAUAAAACAAAAUCCAAGACAAAGAAAACAAAGUGACGGUGUUUGGCCUAAUUAUUCAGCAAACCUACCAAUGAUAACGUGCCUCCUCUAGCCUAUGCUUGCUGGACCCUAUACAGUUCUUGCCGUGCCUUUUUCAAUUUGAAACUUUACACUAUCCUUGGAUCCCUAGUUCUUGCAAUCGCGGUUCAAAAAUGAAAACAGAAAUGUUUUGCUUGGGAGAAGAUUACUUCAAAUCAUCAUAGUUUAUACUACAUAGAAGGACUGCAAAACAUUAUGUAAUAAUAUACAGAUGCACAGCAAAAAAUCAUUUUCUUAUUUUAAGAGAAAAAAAUUUGUUUUAAGAAAAUGUUCUUGAAAUAAGAAAAUAUUUUGUUGGGAGAAUAACAAGAAAAUGUUCUUAAUAAGAAAUUUUCUUAAGAAAAUUUUUUUAUUAAGAAAAUUUUCUUGAGAAAAAAUUCUUAUGGUGCUUACACUUAAUAGACGUGUACACUGAUUGGGGUAAAACAGAAAGGCCACUCCUUUGAUGAGGAUAAUGUUUUAGUGACGAAAUCAUUGGGGACCGCAGGUAUAUGUCCGAUUGAGAGGGGUACAUGUCCGUUAAUAGUGGUUCGACUCUGAUUUGACUGCACAAUAGCAUACCAUUUUCAAAAAAAAAUUUUUUGAAAAUAUCAAAGUAACAAAUGUUUGCCUUCUAGCGGUGCGAUGUCAGAUUAUUUUAAAAAGUGGAAACGUAGAUAAUGGUUGGAGAAGAUGCUUAAAUUUUAUCGUUUUACAUUUUGCGUUUUAGGUUCGUGUAGAUAGUGGUAUUGUUGAAGGAAGUGAAAUCAGCAUAUAUUAUGACUCCUUGAUUUCAAAGG
Messenger RNA from Paramuricea clavata, 8806 nucleotides. The record is from the annotation of a GenBank genome assembly. NCBI's taxonomy places the organism in Eukaryota, Metazoa, Cnidaria, Anthozoa, Malacalcyonacea, Plexauridae.